CAAGCCAAGGAUGAAUGUUAAUCCCUGUGAUCGCAAGUUCAUACAUAUUGUUUUACAAUGUUUAAAGAAAUUACUAAACAAACCGAUCGUUAAGAAAGAAGUUAUAACCCCAGACAUUUUGAAAGCAGUUGUUGAGAAGUAUGGAUCUUCAACGAGUCUAUUAGAUAUUCGAUUAUGUGCUAUGAUUUUGAUUUCCUACGCAGGCAUUCUACGAUUUGAUGAAAUGAUACAUAUUCGUAAAUGUGAUUUAGACUUGUAUUUGUCUCAUGUGAAUACUUUCAUCAUGAAAAGUAAAACCGAUAUUUACAGGCAAGGAGCAUGGGUUCUUAUAGGUGCUACAAAUUCCCCACCUGCCCCGUAUUAGCUUUGAGGAAAUAUUUGAUUGCAGCGGGGCUUAACGAUGCCUCUGAUGAAGUAUUUCUUUUUAGGCCUCUAAAUUACUGUAAAUCCAGUAAUAGUUACAAGUUAAGACGUGGACAGUUGUCUUAUACUAGAUGUUUAGAAUUAUUGAGAGAGGCGUUGGCGAAAGUAGGGUUGAAUCCAAAGAGUUUUGGCAUGCAUAGCCUCCGAAGUGGCGGAGCCACAGCAGCAGCGAACUUUGGUGUUCCAGACAGGUUGUUUAAGAAACAUGGUAGGUGGAGGUCGGAGACUGCUAAGGAUGGAUAUAUUAAAGACAAUAUGAAGGAUUGUCUUUCAAUUUCUAUGAAUUUGGGGCUUUAGAAUUAUUUUUAUACCGGGUAAAUUAGCCUCAGCCUAGUAUGAUUAUACGUAUAACUUUGUUAAAGAUGGAUUGUAGGCGUUCGAUGAGAUUGUUGAAUGAGACAUGUAUUAUUAUCAUUAUACAUUUAAAGUUGGUUAAAUUGAAAUGAUUGCGUCGUGUAACUCAUUUUCUUGUUUACCCGUUCUUUGAUUGACUGAGAGGGGGAGCUAUAAGUUUAGCUUGUCUUGCCGUCGAAGCUUGGUGCUCCCCUCGAAACAGGUAUGUUUUUUGUAAAGUAUAUAAAUGUUUUAUAUUUCAGGUGUUGAUGUUGUUGCACUGGUUGUGCUUAAGGAUAGUGAGGCGUGACUGAAAAUAAUUUAUUCACGAUUGAGAGUCGAAUUAGGGAAUAAAUACAUUUUCUUUUCUUAGCAGAAGUAUCCGAUUAGCAUAACAAUGCUUGCGUGAGGAGUGUCUGAAUUCCUAAACGAUUCGGAAUUCACUGACCGAGUUCGACACAGCACAGUACGGACGUCUUAUUCGGGAUGGAUAUGUGGACGAUUGACUGGAUGCAAGAAGAUAGAGCAAAGAGAAUUCUGAUGGAUGAAUAGGCCUUACAGCAUGUACAGUACAUUGAUGAGUUCUUCGAGAUCUGAACUCAGAGGGAGGCCUCAGUACAUUCGUCAGUAAGUACCGUUCGUGCUGUCUUGCCGUCGAAGCUUGGUGCUCCCCUCGAAACAGGUCAAGAUUCGUGCUGUAGCAUCGAUUGUCGUUGCUAUCAUUAUCGCAAUUGGAGUGAUCAUCUCAGCGGUCAUCCUUUCUCGUGGCGAUUAUGGGGGUAUGGCGAAUCAACGCAUAACAGUUGGAGGGAUGGAGAAAGCAAUGGAAAGCAGUACGGUGAUGAACAUAGUAAUGAUGGAAAGUGGCAGGGAGGUUGGCAAACAGAUGAUGCGAUACAACUACGACUCUAAUACGAUUCUUGUAGAAACGGCUAAUAUCAGUGGCUCCAGUCGGGCUAACGUCGCCAUUGACUAUGACAGGGCCAUAGUAAUGAUUGAAAUACAAGGUGAAUGUUUGGCUUCAUCACUGCAUAAAGAUAUGAUGAACAUGGCAGAUAGAAUCAUUGGCUUUAUGAAAACAGAUCAAGAGGUGAUCGACAUAACUUCAGCACGCAUCGUAAAUCUAAACUAUGAACGAAUAGGUGUCAUCCCAGCCGGUUACGUCACUAUUUCAAAUGGUCCAAUCAUACGAGGGUUAUGUGCAGGAGAUGAAUCUUAUUGGACCGAACAAACUGGAAUGGCUGACCAAGGCGGGAGGAAAAGACGAUCGGUCUCGGGUUCAGUACGAAUAUGCGUAUUCGGAUUUUGCUUCAAUGUUUCCUUUUAGGCGUUCCAGAGAGAAGGCCCAGUGUGGAACUAAAUAAUAAUAAUAAUAUUAAUAAUAAUAAUAAUAAUAUUCCGCAUUUAUAUAGCACUUAACACGUCGGAAAGACGUCUAUUAUUACCCCGGUCAUUGGAUCCUUCCAUGCCUGCAUACAAUGUACACACCGUCUCCACUCCUUUUAUUGUUGUAUAUUACCAUACUAACUAUGUUACCAUACUUACUAUGUUACCAUACUAACUAUGUUACCAUACUUACUAUGUUACCAUACUAACUAUGUUACCAUACUUACUAUGUUACCAUACUUACUAUGUUACCAUACUAACUAUGUUACCAUACUUACUAUGUUACCAUACUUACUAUGUUACCAUACUAACUAUGUUACCAUACUUACCAUGUUACCAUACUUACUAUGUUACCAUACUAACUAUAUUACCAUACUAAUUAUGUUACCAUACUUACUAUGUUACCAUACUAACUAUGUUACCAUACUUACUAUGUUACCAUACUAACUAUGUUACCAUACUUACUAUGUUACCAUACUUACUAUAUUACCAUACUAAUUAUGUUACCAUACUUACUAUAUUACCAUACUUACUAUAUUACCAUACUAAUUAUGUUACCAUACUUACUAUAUUCCAUACUAACUAUGUUACCAUACUUACUAUGUUAUCAUACUAAUCAUGUCAUCUUCUUCUUUCGAUAUGCUUUGGGGCCGGUCCACACACCACACUGCAAAAAAGAACAACAAAAAACACAACGGUGUUAAGUUUACAACACAUGGUGUUCACAGAGUACUACACCAAACAUUAACGUACCAGUGUUAGAUUCAUGUCCACAGUUACCACGUUAUAAUGAUUGACAUUUAUAAAGUUAUAAUUAAAAACUAAACUGAUAACUCACUUUUUGUUAUUUCUCUUGCUCUUCAUUCUCCACUUCUUCUUGUUUAGUCAAUAUCCAAUGGUGUUAUAUUAACAUAUUUCGUUUGUUACUUUAACCCCGGACUUUAACACUAUUUGGUGUUAUGUGUAAACUAGUGUAUAUUUAAAACCCGAGGGUCUUCUCCUCUCAGAACGCUACAGAUGUUCUUCUUAACACCAAAUUGUGUAGUAUCCAUAUUAUUAUAGCAUCGGCCUUCAUCAUUGUAAAAGGGAAGGUUCACCCUGAUGUUCGCGUUUGUAUAAGAAGCAGAAAAAAUUAGUGAAGGUUAUGAAGUUAUGAUUGUUAUGUUAGCUCUUCUAUAUUUCAUGCGAUGUAUAAUUCCAAACAAUGUCUUGAAAAGAAUGAAAGUAAUAUUUAUUUGUGGGGUGGAUCAUUUCAUAUCCCAUUCUGUAAGGAAAUCAUUGUUGUCCUAUAUAUUCCAUUCAAUCUAUACUACAUGAUAUGAAGGAAGCUGCUCGCAUAUGAGUAAAACAAAGCAAAAUAUUCAUAACUCACUUAUUAUUUGUUUUUUUCAUCAAACCUUCCCCUAAUUUUUUGCUUUAUAUUAAAAACAAACUUAUCAGGGUAAACUUCCCCUUUAAAGCCUAUAUUUAGUUAUUGUAAACAAUAGUGCAUGUUACUAGCUAUUCCACUGUACAAUUGGUGUGUUUGCUGUGUGUGACCGAUAUAAACUUUUGUUGUUGUUGGAUUAAAGGCUUAUUUUAAAUUCGUCUAAUGCCAAUUCCUCCAAUUGCAAACUGGUCUACUAUCAUUACCGUCAGUUCAUCCACUAUCCACGUGGUCUAAUUACCAAUUCGUCCACUCACCAUUUCGGCUAAUAACCAGUUGGUCCAAUAGCCUUUGUGGGCGCGUAAUUCUGACACUCGCCUUUCAAACAGAGGGUCGUGGGUUCGAAUCGUAGCCAUGGCGUGUUUUCCUUCAGCAAGAAAUUGAUUCACAUUGUGCUGCACUCAACCCAGGUGAGAUGAAUGGUUACCCGGCAGGAUUAAUUCCUUGCAUGCCCUGAGCGCCAGUGAUGAUAGCUCGAGCUAAAGCCGGGUUAAUAAAAGCAAGCGCUUUGUAUCCUCAGGUAUAAAUAUAUAUCCAGCUGUUAUUAUUAUUUGGCCUAAUUGGACUAAGUGCUAAUUGUGCAAAAUGAAUGUAAAUGAAAUAGAUAUAAGACCAAAUGGUUAUAAGACGAAAUGUUCACAGAGGAAAUGGUGAUUAGGCGAAGUGAUAAUUGGACCACAUGGUGAUUGGACAAAAUUGUUGUUAGACGAAAUGUUGAUAGACGGAAUGGCAUUAGACUAAAUGAAAGCAGAACAUAUGAUGAGUUGACAGUAGACAAAUUGGCAAUUUACCGAUUUUUUUUUUCAUCAGAUGCCCAAUAAAAGAAACCCUGCAUUAUAUUGUUGUUUAUAUAACGCCACUUCCAACAUGGAAAUGGGUUCGAUAUUUAAUGAUAUAAUCUUUGUCUGUGACUCAUUAUCAUCGACUUACUAAAUUUACAAUGUGAGUGCCAAAAGGGUUAUUUUUAAUCAUAAAAAAUCGUUAAUUCCAAAUUUCAAUUCUAACGACUGAAAUGCAAAUGUUGAAUUCUAUCGGCAAAAUAAAAACAAAACAAACACCCAAUUACCACUGCGUUUGGGGGGAUGUUAAAUGAUACUCGAGUAUAAUUGACAUAACUUACACUUUACUAAAGCUUUAGAGUGCAUGGCUUUAAUAUCAAUGUUAUAUACCUUGGUGUGUCGUGCUAUUGUGUUAAUCUACUCAGUUCCUAAAGAUGGUUUGAAAAAAAAGGUCGAACAUUUCAAAUUUAAUCAUGAAUCUAUGAAUUUUCUUCAUCACUUUGUAUAUCCAUGGUAUCAUGUAUAUUGUCAUGUACAUAGUCUUAUAUUAUUACGCACAAUAUUGCAGUAAAGAGUGUAACUACACUUCAUACCGUUGCACUUUAUAAAGAGUAGUAGCUAGGAUUAUUGAAAGUCAUUUUGAAAUUGACUUGUUCGAUUUGGAAAAGGGGUUUCUCCAUCUACCCCUUAAAUUGGAUUUUUAAUCUUUAUUGGAUGUGUUAAGUAGUAGCCAUAGAUAUGCAAAAUAUACAUAAAUCAUAACGAAAAUCAUUUUGAUUUUGUGCCUGGAAGUGAAUCAUGAAAUUGUACCUUUUUUUGAAAUGUGAAUCUCUUCUAUUAUGGGAUCUGUGUACUGUAAAUAAUGAAUUGAGUGAAAUGUUUCCAUAAAGUUCAUGAUGAUAUUUCUUGAAAUAUACCUGUAUACGUGAAUGGCACAUAAUCAAACCCACAUUUAAAGGUCAAGUCCACUUCAGAAAUACAAUGAUUUGAAUAAAUGGAGAAAAUCAAACUAGCAAAACGCUAGAAAUUUCAUCAAAAUCAGAUGUAAAAUAAGAAAGUUACGACAUUCUAAGUUUCGCUUAUUUUUCACAAAACAGUUAUAUUCACAUCUCAGUGACAUGCAAAUGAGUCAGUCGAUGAUGAUCAUCACUCACUAUUUCUUUUGUUUUUAUUGUUUGAAUUAUACAAUAUUUCAUUUUUUAGACAGAUUUGACAAUAAGGACCAACUCGACUGAACCAUAUUGUAUCAAAAUAAUGCUAAUUCCACGCUUGACAACGAGGAGAAAAUUAGAAUAUUUCAUAAAAUACAAAAGAAAUAGUGAGUGAAAGACGUCAUCAGUCUCCUCAUUGUAUACCGACCAGGAUGUGCAUAUAACUGUUUUGUGACAUUAAGCGAAACUUUAAAAUGUCAACUUAUUUUAUAUCCGAUUUUGAUGAAAUUUUCAGUGUUAUGUUUGUUGGAUUUUUCUUUUUGUCAAAUCAACUUAUGGGUAGGGUGGACUUGUCCUUUAAGGGGAAAUUUGUACAUUUAGGACGUAUCACGCAUCGAAGGAGGUUUAAGAAAAGAAAUAGUGAUAGGGAUAUUACUAAAAGAAAGCAGAACAGAAAGAAUUAACAGAUAAACUAAUGGAACUUCUGAAAACUAAAUAAAACCCCAAAAGAUAACAAAUAACUUUAAAAUCCAUGACCAGUUCAUUUGUUGUGAUAUUUAUCAAAAGUAUUGGGGCGAUUUUUUUUCACGUCAAUACUUGUACACCCGACACGAGAUUGCAGUGGGAAUGAUGAACAAACGGGCUGUUUCGGAGGCUUUGAAUAAGAUCACAAAUCUCGGACUCGAGUCUUGCCUCAAUUUUUAAUUGAAAAAAAAAAACCUUUGAAAAAUCGUUAUAGGCGAAACUCAAUCCAAGGUCCAUGAACUCUACUGCACGAUUAGCCUACUGAUAGAACCACACCAAUCCACCUCAUUAAUUGGUCGGAAAUUACAAUAUAUCCUACCGUGUUUUUUUUGGGUCCAUGACUAUUCAUGAGGCGUAGCAAGACUAAAUAAAUCCUAUUAUAUCGUCAUUCACACUGCCCUCUCGCGUUGGGUGCGCAAGUAAUGAUCACUGAUCUGAAUACUAUUUUCAGAUCAGUCAGUGGUAAUGAGAAAAAAAAAAUCGCUGUCGGUCUCACGGGCCUAAUAACAUUGGGAAGGCAACCCAUUUUCAAUUUUUUUAUAUUUUGAUAUGGCUGAUUGACAAAGUGUAUGAAUAUGAUUUUCCAUCUAACACUGAUUCUAUUUUUGGUAAUAACUGACUGAGCUUCCUUUUCCAAAAUUGGGAAAAAAUAUCAGCAACUUUGGAACUAUAUUUUGACUGGCGGAAGGAUAAGGGCUAUUUUACCGUUUCAGGAGAUUCAUUUAUAAAUGCCGAUUUAUCAAAAAAAAAAUGAGCCGGUCGAGGGACCCUUUUCUGGUCAGAUAUGGAUUGUCAGAUCCUAUCCACCGGUAGUAAACAUUCGACCCCCGAAUUUCAUCCUUAUUUUUCAUGGAUUUUUUAAAAGUGCAAUUUUAACACACGAGUCUAUGGGAAAUGUUUUAGGCCUGUGAUACCUGUCGGGUGCAGAUGUGUAGGGUGGACCCACUGGUCUGAACUAUAUACGAUAGUGUACAGAUCAGUGGAUGGACCCCGUGCAGAGUGACUGCCCUAUACCUCUCCGACUAUUGUGCCAGUAUGUAGAGAAUAUUUUUUAAUAACAUUCUUUUAUACACGAUGGUCUGUAAAAUGAUUGAAAAGACAGAUAAGACAUAAAUAUUUGUAUUGUGUUAUGUAUUGACAAGACUCUGACCUGCUGACAGUCAUGAGUUUAUCUGUAUGUAAAACAAUUAUGAGUAACCAUGGCUUGGGGGAAGAAUUAAAUGAAAUACAACGAUUGUAACCAUUAAUCGUGGGCUUCUGUACAUUAAAGAGUUACUCUAGGCUGAAAAUAAUAUGAUCUGAACAGAUAAAGUGAAAUCUGACAAAAUAACUUCUGAUUUUGUUCUGAAGGUUUCCAUAGAGAAAGAAGUAUAGUGUAGUACUACACUAUGAAAAAAUAACAUAAAACAAUACAUCACAAUCGGACAAGGAAUAACAAGGUAAAGUUAUGAUAUUUUAAAGCUUAGCAUCAUUUUUCGGGGGAACAUUACCAUGGAUUCCUUUAUGUAUAUGCAAUGAUCAUGCUGAUGAUGGCAUUUCCCCUCUUAUUCUUUUGUAUUUCAUUAUUAUGAAAUCAUAUUUAGUGAAAUUUGUCCUCCAAAUGACUUCUAGGUAAGAUAAUCAUUGCUUCAAAUUAUUUUGUUACAAGGGAGACACAUUUACGGAAAUAUGAAAUAAUCUUGAUUUUAUAUAAUAACACAAGGAAAAAAAGAGAGUCGGGACUUGACAUGAUAAACCAACCUAUAAAGCAUAUUUAUGACAGCGUGAUAGCAUAAUAAUUGUGUCCACAAAAUAUGGCUUGACUUUUAGUAACUUCGUUAUUUGUAAUCCGAUUUUGAUGACAUUUUCAGCGUUUUACUCGGUGAAUAUUACUCUUUAUUAUAUACCCCGAGUACAUCUUUAAAAGCAAUAUUAAUUGAAUUUUUCCAUUAUUUAAAUGAUUGAAGGUCACUAUUGGAAAUGUUGGUUUGGAUCAGAAUAUGAUCGAAUCACUUAACUAUUUUACAAAGUGCUUUCAAGUAUUUAGAAAAUCUGAUAUCCAUUCAUUUCAGUAGUAUCAACCGAUUAAAGUAACAUUAGAUUACAAAGAAAUUGA
This is a messenger RNA of Lytechinus pictus (painted urchin), 8118 nucleotides long. RefSeq lists its product as uncharacterized. The transcript is spliced from 5 exons. The record is from RefSeq and is a predicted model, not a curated record. Bases 1538 to 2083 code for a protein of 181 amino acids. NCBI's taxonomy places the organism in Eukaryota, Metazoa, Echinodermata, Echinoidea, Temnopleuroida, Toxopneustidae.